This is a messenger RNA of Trichobilharzia regenti, 1253 nucleotides long. Lineage: Eukaryota; Metazoa; Platyhelminthes; Trematoda; Strigeidida; Schistosomatidae. The record is from the annotation of a GenBank genome assembly.
AUGAAAACAAGUCAUUCAAUGUUAAAUAAACCAAUAGUAUUUGAGGAACUCCCAAGUAGAUUAUCUUCUAAAUCUAGUGUAUUUUAUAUUGAUAAUUUACAUCACUCGAAUUAUCGUCAGUUACAAUGGAAUAUACCUAUAACACAUGUUAAAAUUCAACUAGAAUUAGGCUUCCCUUCUAAAUUUGAUCAGUAUAAAAAACAUUGCGCUGAAUACGUUGAUAAACGAACAUAUCAAGUUCAAGUGGAAAAUCACUUUCGUAAUGUUAAUUCAAAACAUUUUUGUCAUGAUAAAGAAUACCUCCUUGUAUAUGAUAUCUCUGCUGCUAAAAGACGUGAUAAGCGACGUGAAAAAUUAUUUGGACACACAUACUACUGUUUCAAUCAUCCAACGCAUUAUAAACAAGCAAAAUUAUUGUUAGCUAAAGAAAUUGAAAAGCAUGCUGACUAUUUGACUGAUAAACAAGAAUUAAAAUCGGAUAAGUAUGAUAGACGUAGUAAGAUUGGUGACGAUGGACAGUAUAAGAUGAAUCACAUUUCACAAAGAACAAGAUACUUAACUUACAAUUCUGAUGAAUAUGUUGAUUUGCUGACACAUAAAGUACUUCAUAUAGAAGUACCAAAGAUUACACCACCACAGUUUCCAAUAAAAACAUUUGUAGACGCAGAAAAUAAAACGCCUAUACCAUUAACCACUCAGUCUGUCAAGUCCUUAUACAAUCAGGCUGUUAACAUUAUGAAUAAUAUUAUUCAAACUCCAGUUGAUAGAAGAGAUCAGUACUCAAGAAAACGAAUGCUACCUUAUGUGUACCCCCCAAAUGAAUUGGUGUACUUUGGUAGAAUUACUGAUCAUGAUACCGCCAAAGGAUUUAGUGUAUCUAGUGAUGAUGACACAACAUUAUCAGCGAGUUUACAAGAUACCACAUGAAUAACAGUUUUUCUCACUGAAUCUUCGUUGAUACAAUGUGAAGUUCACAACUCAUUUAGAUUUUUCAUUCCUUUUCUUUUACUAUGUGAUUCUGUUUCCCGUAUUGUCUUUGUUUAUUUUUUCGCUAGGUCACCUUUAUCUCUCACAAAACUGUAAAAUGACCUGAAAUAUUCGCUUCAGAUGAAUUCAUGACAGGAAGCUAUGUACAGAAUAAGUCAAGUAAAUCGACACAGAUACGCUGAAAAUUUCUGUGUAACUUUUACGCAUAAAAACAUACAAAUGCGUGUAUUUUUAGUAAUGGCAUACAUUACCUAAUAAAAUUUGUA